Molecule: messenger RNA, 5074 nt
Organism: Xiphophorus couchianus (Monterrey platyfish)
Lineage: Eukaryota; Metazoa; Chordata; Actinopteri; Cyprinodontiformes; Poeciliidae
Gene: jakmip2
Product: janus kinase and microtubule interacting protein 2
Exons: 23
Coding region: 298-2946 (882 amino acids)
Molecular function (GO): microtubule binding; kinase binding
Source: RefSeq, a predicted model, not a curated record
GGGCGGGGCUCCAGCAUCAUCACCACCGGCCAUCACCGCUUCAUUGUCGGCUGCUGCUCAUCCACACACCACCGCCGUGGAAGGCCGUUUCAGAUAAUCACGUUGGUGAAAAAUGAAGAUGGCAUGGACGUUGUUUCAUAUGAAUUAGGAUUUCACACCUGAUGAGAAUUCCCUCUGAGCCCUAAAGUCUAACAGGAGAAUGAGGAGGAGGAGGAACUGGAAAUCUCAGGAACAACUUGGAAGGUUUCUCUAGAGUCUCAAUGAAAUCUACAAGAGCGGUUCUCUAGACUGUUACUGAUGGCUAAGAAAGGUCGUACGAAGGGCGAGAAGCCUGAAGCCCUGAUUUCUGCCUUACAAGCAGCCAAUGAAGAUCUCAGGUCCAAACUAACUGACAUCCAGAUAGAGCUGCACCAAGAGAAAUGCAAGGUAAGCAAGCUGGAACGAGACAAGGUGCAAGAGGUAAAGCGGGUGCGAGAGCAGGAGCAGCAUCGCCACACUGCCAUGUUGACGGAGCAGCGGGCCAAAUGGCACGAGGAGAAGCAGAAAGAGCAACAGGCGCUCAGGGAAAACCUGACACGGCAGCAUGAGCAGGAGCUGGCACGGCAUGCCAAGAUCAAGGACCAAGAGAACCAACGGCUCAAAGCCGCCCUGAACGCCAUUCGAGAUGGCAGUGGAGAAAAAGUGCGCACAGCGCUGACCCUGGAAGCCAGGGAGGAGGCCCGGCGUUUCUUCGACCAGGAGAGAGUGAAGCUCCUGCAGGAGAUAGUGGAGCUGAAGAACACCAAGAAGCAGACUGACGAGGCUCUGAGCAACAUGAUCCAGGCAGACAAAAUGAAGGCCGGAGACCUGCGAGUCGAGCAUCAGCAGCAUCAGGAAGAAAUCUCUAAAAUCAAGUGGGACUGUGAGAGGGACGUCCGCAGGCUGGUGGAUGAAAUCAAAUCUAAAAACCGCACCAUUUUCUCUCUGGAGAAGGAGCUGGAGUCCACCGCUGGCUACCUGCAGAAGCUGCAGCUGCAGAAAGACGCCCUGGAUGAACAACUGUUCCUCGUUAAAGAAGCAGAGUGCGGCCUGGGAAGUCCAAAGAGGGAAAUCCCAGGAAGAGCUGGCGACGGCGCAGAGCACUGUGGAAGCCCUGACCUGCGAAGAAAUCAGCGGCGAAUUGCUGAACUUAAUUCAACCAUUCGAAAGUUGGAGGAUCGAAACUCGUUGCUGGUGGAUGAGAGAAAUGAACUAUUGAAGCGAGUUAGAGAGUCUGAAAAGCAGUGCAAACCCCUACUGGACAAGAACAAGCUGCUGAAUAAGAGGAACGACGACUUGACUCAGAACAUUCAGAAACUGGAGGAGAAGCUGAAGAGCCUGACAAAGGAGAACCUUGAAAUGAAGGAGAGGAUAGGCUCCCAUCCUCCUCUGAAGAAGCUGAAGUCCCUCAAUGACUUGGACCAAGCACAUGAUGACCAGGAAAUAGCCUUCCUCAAACUUCAAGUGCUGGAGCAACAAAGCAUGAUUGAUGAACUAACAAGAGAUCGUGAAAAACUGCUGCGAAAGAAGAGGCAUAAAAGAAGUUCAAGACCAGUGAAGAGACACAUCGUAGUAGACACCUUCUUUGGUUAUGAUGAAGAGUCGAUGGACUCUGAGUCUUCCUCAGUGGCGUCGUUUCGGAUGGACAGAACCCCAGCUACUCCUGAUGAAGACAUGGCCAAUGGGCUCGCAAAUGAGGAAUCUGAGUUACGUUUUCGCCAGCUGACCAGGGAAUACCAGGCCCUUCAACGAGCCUACGCCCUGCUGCAGGAACAGAAGGGAGGCAUUCUGGAUGCAGAGAUGGAGGCCAAGGCUCAUGAGCAACUGCAAUCAGACGUGCUGCGGUAUAAAGCCAAGAUAGAAGACCUGGAGAAGGAACUAACCUUGAAGGGACAGGACUCCAAAUGGGUCGAGGAGAAGCAACUCUUCUUACGAAGAAAUCAGGAGUUGCUGGAAAAGAUGGAGAAGUUGGAGUCGGAAUGCAGUCGACUGCAGCAGGAGCUUCAGGACUCCAGAGACCAAAACGAGCUGUUGGAGUUCAGGAUACUGGAACUGGAGGAGCGGGAAAGAAGGUCUCCACCUUUUAACCAUUUGAGAAUGCACCCGUUCUCCGAGGGAGUCAGCGCUCUGCAGAUCUACUGUAUGAAGGAAGGAGUCAAGGAUGUGUGCAUACCAGAUCUCAUUAAACUGCUAGACAUUCUAGGAGACAACGGGAACUUGAGGAAUGAGGAGCAAGUGGCAAUAAUUCAGGCUAGCACUGUUUUGUCACUGGCAGAAAAGUGGAUCCAGCAGAUAGAAGGGACAGAAGCAGCACUGCAUCAAAAGAUGAUGGACCUGGAGAUAGAAAUGGAAAUGUUCUGCAAACAGAAAGGUUAUCUAGAAGAAGAGCUGGACUACAGGAAGCAGGCCCUGGACCAGGCCUACAUGCAAAUCCAGGAGUUGGAAGCGACGCUUUACAACGCCCUGCAGCAGGACAAGGUGAUAAAGUACGGUGAGCCUCUGAAUGAGCAUCAGAAGGACGAGCUGAGGAUGGCGGUGGAAAAGCUGAGGAGGCAGAUGCUGAGGAAGAGUCGAGAGUAUGACUGCCAGAUCCUCCAGGAGAGGAUGGAGCUGCUGCACCAGGCCCACCAGAGAAUUCGGGAUCUUGAAGACAAGACAGAAAUCCAGAGAAGGCAGAUUAAAGAUCUGGAAGAAAAGGUAGCGUUUUGGCUCGGAGAUCUUCUUUGGGACUACAGUGUUGUUUAUGUGUUGGACAAGCUGAAAACUUUGUGCCGUCGUAACAUCAGUGAUUCCAGAUGUUGUUGGUGGAUUAAGCCAGUGCACACGUCACACGUCUCUUUUAUGUUUUGUUUUUUUCCAAAUGAAGUUGAGAUCUUCAGGAUUCUGUCCAGGACUGUUUAUUUUUUUUUAGCAAAGUUUGGACAUUAAGCAUCUCCCCAAAUUUCUGAAAAGACAGUCAAAGGCUUGCAUUGAAAUCUAUACACACAAAUACUGACAUAGUACACAGUUUAUCCACACAUGCAUGCAUAUGUAAAUGCACACACACACACACGCACGCCCCCACGCGCUUUGUCAGUUGAAAACCAAAGCCUGGAAAAUGUUUUCUCUGCCAUGCAGGGUUAUAACGUGUCCACAGCCACAACGGGAACAUAAACAGACAAAAAACUCAAACAGUGAAGAAUUCAAACCGCAGCCUUCCCUCUUUUUUUCUUCUCUUUCAUCUGCUGCCCAAAGCUGUAAGAACGUUCUUUUGGGAUGCAAGUCAUCGAUGAGUAGAAGUGAGCCAACUCAGGGCCCAUAAAGUGCAGAAGCAGUGGGAGCGGUUCUGACCUCAGGCCAGAUUACAAUAAGGAACAUUUGGGACUCGCUGCCUCACCUUCUGGCCUGCCGUCGCUGCUCUCAGAAUGGUGCUGACACAGACUGCUCGCACUCUCCAGAAGGUUAUUCCUGCAGAUUGACGAGGCCGUUCUGCAGACAGUGGUGUGUACAGACUCUUUAGAGGAAUCAUGAACACUCAGGUUCAUCACUGGAAAAAAGGUCAGGAAAGGUAAAAAGCAGAAAGAGGUGACGGCCUCUGAUGCAGCUCCUCUCAGCAUGGGGUCCAGGAGGAAAGCUGCACAUUAUGGAACUGCUUCUUAGCAUUUUUUAAAAGCCAGAAGACUGAAAAGAUGCAACUCUCUGGAUUUCUUUUUUUACGGUUCCAACCACUUAAACAACAGUUCUGGAGAUCCCCAAAAAACCUGUAAUGUAAUAUAUAUAUGCUGUUGAUAUGUACAUGGGUCUUAAUUAUUUUACGUAGUCUCCCUUAUUAUUUUUUGUGAUAAGCUGUACUUUUUUUUACUCUCUAAAGCAGCUUGAACAGUUAAUGUACUUGGCAGUUUAUAAAUGACUUACAAAGAGUGUAAACUGCUCUGGUUUAUUGUGGUGAUGGCUGCAAAGAUGAAUUUUAUGCCCUGUAGAGAUAUAACUGAAAAGCUGAAUGAAUGUGGAUAAAAACAAAAACAAAUUGAUCUUUUUUCCUUCCCCUUUUCUACACUGUUCUGCUCACACAUUUUACUGGAUGAAUCAGGCUCCAGGUCAGUUUUUUCCCUUCGUCAUGUCGUACCAUCAUUUCCGUUUUGUGCCCACAAACACACCUAUGCGGCGCAUAUGACUGUAUUCCCUUUCAUAUUUAAUUAGGGUGUAAUAAUACAACCAGCUCAGGAGACAAUAUGAGAUUUUAAAAUUUGUAAAAACUCUUUUAUGGUAUUAUAAAAAGAGGUGAGAUUUCACCAUUUUCAGAUUGUUCAAGAAUCUGAAAACAGUGUUGAACAUUUCUGUCCAGGUUUGACUUCAUAUAUUGUGGCUUUUGUGUGAGUUUAAUUCUAAUUCUGUCACAAACAGGACUGGGAAUCUUCCCUUCUUGUCUUUUCUCAAAUGAAAUCUGAAACUAUGGGUUAUGUUAAAGUAUAAUUCUGCUUCCGUCAGUCUAAGUUAGUGGUGUCCAAAUCCUCCUUUGACAUCAUACAUUGAUCAUGGGCGCUGUGUGUUUAGGCAACCUGCAGCACCAAAGGGGCGUGGCUUGAAACUCAGCAUUUAUCUGAGCAAUGUGCUGAAUGAAUGAGGGAUUUCCAACGGGGGAAACCCUGAAAACCUGAAUUUAUGUUAGAUACUCAUGAAACUUUUUCAAACCCUUUCAUUGCAUGAAAUACACUGGAUGUUUCCGGUUCAGUAUUCACAGAUUUCUGGAUUUUUCUGUGCAGCGUAACUCCAAAUUAUUUGUGGAAAAUCCAUUCAUUCCCCAAUUUCUUUCAAAGAGCAUGUCUAAAUUUUUUGGAGAGACAACGUAGCUUAGGAAACUGAAAUUAAUACAAAUGAAUGCGACUUGAUACACCAUUAAAACAGCCAAUCCAUGUGCACCAUUUCCCUGGUGCUGAUUGGCUGUAACCCCAAAAGCUGCGAUAAGGGAGAGUAGAUUUUAGAUUGUGCAGCUGUGCUAUGAUGGUUUCCACUGUGUGUGUUGAACAUAUCAAAGUAUAUUUGGUAUUUGAACUAUUAAAAUAGGGAGUUAAAAGUG